CUCUACACAAACCCAAACAAAUUCACAACAAAAAUGGGCGCAACGAAAGACACCUCUUCUUCUUCUUCGAGGCCGGCUCUAGAACUCACAAUCAUCUCCGGCGAAUCCCUUACAAUGUCGGGAAAACGUUCCAUCAAGAAAAGCACGUUUGUGGUCGUAAAAAAUGAAUCAGAUAAUUCGUUGGGGGCCACAAGGAUGGACACCCAAAACGGGUCAUGCCCAUCAUGGGGUGACAAGUUUUUUAUCGACAUUCCCAUGCAUAAUUAUUUCACCUUGGAAGUACAUUGCAAUAAUAAUUCUGGUGAUUAUGUUGUCGGGUCGGUCAGGGUUCCAACCUCGGACUUCAUGGGUGGGUAUUUUCCUAGUAACUAUUUGCACUUUUUGAGUUAUCGGUUGAAAGACAGGUUUGGUUAUCGUAAUGGGAUUAUUAAUCUUUCUAUUAAGAUGAAAUCGUCGGGUUAUGAUAUUGCUGGGACUAGCAGCUGCAAAUCUUCUUCGCAGCCGACAAGAUGGAAUUACGACGCUGCAUCAAAUAAAAAGAUGAAUCAAGGUGUAUCUGAUGAUGGAAUUGUAAUGGGUAUUCCUGUUGGAAAACAAUGUUGAUCGAUCACCAUUCUUGUCUCCUUGAAAAUUUAAAUUGUUCAAGAUCGAUUCGGUUCUUACAUGUUAAAGUUUAUGUUCUUUUUUAUUUUUCAUUGUGAUUUUAGAAGUAAAAUCAUCAAGAAUUCAUUCA
Messenger RNA from Erigeron canadensis, 733 nucleotides. Its product is annotated as BON1-associated protein 2. The record is from RefSeq and is a predicted model, not a curated record. NCBI's taxonomy places the organism in Eukaryota, Viridiplantae, Streptophyta, Magnoliopsida, Asterales, Asteraceae. Bases 34 to 603 code for a protein of 189 amino acids. Gene Ontology annotation, biological process: defense response. The transcript has a single exon.